GGAAAAAACGUCUCUAAGAUAAUAUUUGUGGGAGGGUCUUUACGAUUCACAUGGCUUUCACAAAAAUGUUUAGAAGGGUGAGCUGGAAAGCCAGUGGAACAUUCUGAGCGACGGCGCGCAUUCGUUUGGAGCUACUUUCUGGAGAGGCCACGGACAGAUGCUGUGACUUGGAUAAUAUGUCUGCCGUGUUGGCGAAGAUGAGCUCGAGAGGCGCCUCAUGGUUAUAUUCAUUCAGUGUCUUUGUUGUGUGUUUUUGUGUAUCCACACAUGCAGCAAAUAAUUGCAAUGGACCAUUGCUAUCAGUUCUGCCUCAGUCAUCCUUCAAAAGCUCUUCAACAUCCUCCAACAAUCAGCUGCCUCACUUUGCUAAGCUGAACAGAAGAGAGGGACAGGGCGGCUGGGCCCCGGAGAGGUCAGACCGACAGCCCUGGCUCCAGCUGGACCUCAGGGAGAAGAUGGAGGUCACAGCCAUUGCUACACAGGGUCGCUCGGGGAGCUCUGACUGGGUGACCAGCUACAUGCUUCUCUUCAGUGACUGCGGCCUCGCCUGGAAGCAUUACGGACAAGACGAAGAUACCAGGGCGUUCCCAGGCAACACGAACUCAGAGGGUGUGGUUCUACAAAAGCUGAUCCAUUCCAUCACAGCCAGGUUCCUACGCUUUGUCCCUCUGGACUGGAGCUCCAUUGGCUGGAUCGGCCUCCGAGUGGAAGCCUAUGGCUGUGUACACAAGUCUGACGUGGCGGACUUCAAUGGCAGGAGCGCUUUGUUGUACCGCUUCAACCAAAAGUCCCAGAGCACAGUGAAGGAUGUGAUCUCCCUCAGGUUUAAGAGCCACGGUGCGUACGGCGUGCUGGUGCACGGAGAGGGGCAUCGCGGCGACUAUCUGACCCUGGAGCUGUAUCAGGGAACCCUGGUUCUCCACCUAAACCUGGACGACGCUAAGCGUUAUCCCGGCAGUGGGAAUGUGUCAGUGGGCAUUGGCAGUCUUCUGGACGACGAGCUCUGGCAUUCGGUCCUGGUUAAACGCUCCAACAAGCAGGUCAACCUCACUGUGGACGGACACACGCGCCACCUCAGCACCACAGGUGUGGAAGGCUCCCUGGAGGUGGACUAUGAGCUCAGCUUCGGAGGCAUUCCUAUACCAGGCAAACCAGGGAGUUUCCUGAGGAAGAACUUCCAUGGCUGCAUAGAGAACCUGUACUACAACGGGGUCAACAUCAUCAACCUGGCCAAGCGACGCAAGCUGCAGAUACACAGUGUGGGCAACGUAACCUUCUCAUGCUCUGAGGCCCAGCCCCAGAUGGCGUCCAGCACCUUCCAGUCUUCUAGCAGUAGCUACCUUUACGUCCCUCUGGAGCCUCCCGGGCUCUGGGGCUUGGAGGUGCACUUCCAUUUCCGGACCUGGAACCAGGAGGGGUUACUGUUCUACACCAAUGGCGGGUCACAGCACUUGGUGUUUUACAUCAGCAGUGGCCAACUACACCUGAUAGUCCAUGGCUCUUCGGAGCAAAAGACAAAUAUUUCCAUAGACUUGGAUGUAUCUGAUGGACUGUGGCACUCUGUUGGUCUAAGCUGCAGAGGUCUUAAGGUUUCUCUGGUCCUGGACAAUGGGCCAACCUCUGCAGUUGAUGUACAGAGACAUGAAGACUCUGUCAAUGGGGUUUUCUUUGGAGGUUGUCCCCAAUACAGUGCUGGGUGUAAAAACCCCACUGUGUCCUUCCAGGGGUGCAUUCGUCACAUUGUCCUGAACAACCAACCUAUUAAUCUAACCCAUGUGCAACAAGGACUUCUGGGUAAUCACAGCAAGCUUAAGUUUGAUGUCUGCGGCAUCCGUGACAGAUGUCUGCCCAAUUUCUGUGAGCAUGACGGACGAUGCACCCAAUCCUGGGAUACAUUUUACUGUGACUGCUCAGGGACAGGCUACACUGGAGAAACCUGCCACAACUCUAUUUAUGAGGCAUCGUGUGAGGCACAUAGGCAAAUGGAAAGCAAGUCUGGCUACUUUUACAUUGAUCCAGAUGGGAGCGGUCCUCAAAAGGCAAUGCUGGUCUACUGCAACAUGACCGAGGACGUUGUGUGGACAGUGGUGGGCCACAUUAACAGUGGAUAUGUGAACCAGAGAGUAACUGGGUCCACACCACAGAAGCCUUACAUUAUGAGGUUCAAUUACACCGCCUCUCUGGAACAGCUACGCACUUUGAUUGGACGAUCCAAACACUGCCAACAGGAAGUGGUCUACAGCUGUAGGAAAUCCAGACUUUUCAAUACUUGGGACGGCACACCCCUGUCAUGGUGGCUGGAUUGGAGCGGAGGGAAGCAGACCUACUGGGGGGGCUCCGAACCUGCAGUCCAACAGUGCUCCUGCAGCCUGGCGGAAAACUGCAUCGACAUGAACUACUUCUGCAACUGUGAUGCGGACAGUCACUCGUGGGUGAACGACACAGGAUCGCUGUCCUACAAAGACCACCUUCCACUGACGGAGAUUGUGAUAGGAGACACCAACCGAAGCGGCUCGGCAGCCGUGUUCAGCGUCAGUUCCCUCCAGUGUAGCGGGGACAGGUUUCUGGGGAACGCAGCAUCUUUCUAUGCAGGGUCUUCUUCUCUCCUCUUCCGUACAUUUGAGGCUGAGCUCAGUGCUGACAUCUCCCUCUACUUCAAGACCACAGCCUCUUUUGGUGUUCUGUUGGAGAACCUGGGCCCCACUGACUUCAUCUCUCUAAAGAUGAUCUCGCCGUCAGCUGUGACGUUCACCUUUGACGUGGGGAACGGCCCGGUGGUCUUGACUGUGACGUCCCCGGUCGCCCUGAACGACAGGCAGUGGCACUACGUCAGAGCCGAACGCAACCGAAAGGAGGCCUCCCUGCAGGUGGAUCGGCUGCCGUUGAACACCCUGGAGGCACCGUCUGAAGGCCACUACCGCCUGCAGCUCAAAAGCCAGCUGUUCGUAGGCGGAUCCGCCUCCAGGGAGAGCAGUUUCCUCGGUUGCAUUCGUGCACUGUCCCUGAAUGGCGUGACCCUUGACCUUGAGGAGCGGGCCAAACUGACCCCCGGGGUGACCCCGGGAUGCCCCGGUCACUGCAGCGGUUCCGCCAGCGUCUGUCACAACAGAGGAAGGUGUUUGGAGAACAACAGUGGAUACGUCUGUGACUGUACACACUCUGCGUAUGCUGGACCUCAGUGUAAGAAAGAAGUGUCAAUGUCCUUUGAGAGAGGCUCCUCCGUGACCUUCAGCUUCCAGAUGCCUUUUCCAGUCAUCCGCAACAGAGACAGGGCUAGCCAGUCUCCUAUCAGGCAGCCAGUCCGUAGCCCCUCCUCAGCCAUCUACGCCCAUAACAGCGAGUCCAGAGAAAAUGUCGCCUUCAGCUUUCUGACAACUCACACCCCUGCCAUGCUGCUGUGUGUCAGCACCUACCAUCAGCAGUACCUGGCUAUCAUCCUGGCUAACAACGGGAGCUUGCAGAUCUGGUACCGUCUGAACAGGGAGAGGAGAGCCGAGGUCUUUGUCCCCAAAGCCUUCAACCUGGCUGACGGGCAGCUCCACCGGGUCCAAAUGCAUCGUGAGGGAAGGGACUUGAAUGUACAGAUUGACAAAGACACCGACCAAAAAUACAACCUUUCUUCUGACACAAAAAUGAACACCCUGCGAUCUCUGACUUUGGGUAAACUCACAAGUACUUCAGCAGGACUUGCUGAUUUGGAUGAGGAGGUGCUUUGGGCCGGGUCCAGGGGUUUUAUUGGCUGCCUGUCAUCUGUCCAGUUCAAUCAUUUGACACCGCUGAAGGCGGCCAUUUUGAAUCGUGGCAGCUCAUUGGUUCGUGUUCUUGGCAAUCUCGUUGAAUCCAACUGUGGAGCCUUGGCUGAUAGUACAACAUCACAAUCGAUUUCUGAUCAUUCCGAGCGUGGCGAUAGCGGCAGAGAUCGUCUGGAGAAAACGACGCAGAGUGAUUCAGCGGUAAUUGGAGGUCUCGUCGCUGCUGUGGUCCUCGUCGUCCUCUGCGCUGCGGCCCCGACGUCAUGCUUCCUGUACCGACGCUGCAGCCACGCCCACACCCAGGAGAAGUCCCCCGCCUCCCAGAAGAAGGAUCCCAGACACAGCCCGGAGCACGGCUACCCUGCAGGCCCGGAUCACGGCUACCCUGCAGGCCCGGAGCACGGCUACCCUGCAGGCCUGGAGCACGGCUACCCUGCAGGCCUGGAGCAUGGCUACCCUGCAGGCCUGGAGCACGGCUACCCUGCAGGCCUGGAGCACGGCUACCCUGCAGGCCCGGAGCACGUCUAUCAUGCAGGCCUGGAGCACGGCUACACUGCAGGCCCGGAGCACGGCUACCCUGCAGGCCCGGAGCACGGCUACCCUGCAGGCUUGAAAAUGAACCAGGACCUGCACAGCUCUGUGAGGCACAGUAGAAAGGAAUACUACAUAUGACUCCGCGGAGUCUUACACACCAGAGCCGCCUUCGCCCGUCCCCCUGCCUCCCGCUCUUUGCACUGCCCGGCCUCAAACACAGAACAGUCCUCUAUGGGAAGAGCAACCAGCCACCACAAAACCCAGUGUUAGUCGUCUGUCCUUUUUUUAAGGAUCACUGGUGGUCCUUUCCCUGUGUGGCUAAUGGAGGACGGUGAUCCCACUGCUCUGUCACAUACAGGCUGUUUAGCGGGCCAUGAGAGCUGGACCUCGUUUGAUGUGAAACAACAAAUGAAAAAAUAAAAAUAAAAAAAA
Molecule: messenger RNA, 4718 nt
Organism: Esox lucius (northern pike)
Lineage: Eukaryota; Metazoa; Chordata; Actinopteri; Esociformes; Esocidae
Gene: cntnap5b
Product: contactin associated protein family member 5b
Exons: 23
Coding region: 177-4424 (1415 amino acids)
Source: RefSeq, a predicted model, not a curated record